CAUUUGACAUUAACCCUGCAGUGGACGUGUGCUUUGACUCCGCGUGUUUGUUGGCUAUCAGGGUAGAAGUGGUAAAUCGUGGCUAGAGACCUUAUUCCAAGAAUUUUAACAUUUAUAAUGGGAAGACGUAAUAACAAAAAAGCAAAUCCCUUUGCCCAGAAAAAGCGCGCAAAGAAACAAAACGGACUUGGUAGACCAGACAGGAGAUCUGAACCCUACGUGGAGAUUGUGCGGGAGAAUGAGUUGUUCUGCAAAUAUUAUAAAGCUCAAAACAUCUGCGGGUCAGACGAGUGGGAAUCCUUCUUGACUACUCUGAGGACCGAUCUGCCUACAACAUUCCGCGUUACAGGCUCUAGAGACGAAGCUACAGCCUUGCUGGACAUAAUCAAGAGUAAAUUCUUUGAGGAAUAUGUGAAAGGAGUGGCGGAGUUGAGGAAUAUAGAUGGCGGGCAUGUUGAAAUGCCAAAAUGUUUGCCUUGGUAUCCGAACGGGUUUGCAUGGCAGCUGCAGCUUACACGACGGGAUAUUCGGCGGUCUGAACCUUUAUUCAAGCUGCACAAUUUUCUUAUAGCGGAAACUAAUGCUGGGAGUAUUAGCCGGCAGGAAGCUGUGUCUAUGAUUCCCCCGAUAGUACUUCAAGUGCAGCCUUCUGAUAAGGUACUAGACAUGUGCGCCGCUCCCGGAUCCAAGACAGCCCAACUGAUAGAAGCGCUACAUUCAGGAAAGGAGAAUGAAACUCCCACAGGUUUCGUCGUUGCUAAUGAUUUAGAUAACAAUCGAUGUUACAUGUUAGUUCACCAAGCCAAACGUUUAAAUUCACCUUGCUUCGUGGUGACCAAUCAUGACAGUGCAUUCUUCCCCAAUUUAGUGGAAACGACCGCAGAUGGUAAACGGAAGAACUUGAAAUUCGAUAAGAUCCUUUGUGACGUGCCUUGCUCCGGAGAUGGAACGUUGCGUAAAAAUCCAGACAUCUGGAUGAAGUGGAAUACCGCUCAGGGUAACAAUCUUCAUGGUGUGCAAUAUCGAAUUCUCCGUCGAGGUGCUGAAUUACUUGCUGUCGGCGGACGAGUUGUAUAUUCAACAUGUUCUCUGAACCCCAUUGAAAACGAAGCUGUCCUACAACGAAUCAUAAAAGACGCAGAAGGUGCAUUGGAGAUUGUGGAUGCAUCAGAGCUUGUGCCUGGCUUGAAAUAUAUCCCCGGAUUGACUGAUUGGAAGUUGGCUUCGAAAGAAGUUGAUAUUUUCUCUAAAUUUGAGGAAGUUCCUGAAAAAUUCCAUACAGUUAUCCGACCGAAUAUGUUUCCGUUGCCGAAAGAGGAGAUUGCUACCAUUGGGUUGGAAAAAUGCAUUCGGGUUUUGCCGCACCUACAAAAUACCGGUGCAUUCUUUGUCGCGGUUUUGAAAAAGAACAAACUUUUACCAUGGGAAAAGGAAGAAGUUGAACCUGAACCAGAGACCGUAGCCGAUGGCGAGGAGAAAAAAGAUGACACUCCUUCGACAGAUGAGAAGUCAGUCCCAUGGGGACCACAAAGAAAGAAACGCCGCAUUCAAGGCUACAAAGAGGAUCCCUAUGUUUUCUUCAAAGACAACGAAGAUGUUUGGGACUCAAUAAAAACCUUCUACGAACUGAAUGAUUCCUUCAACGUCAAAUGUCUGCUAACACGUUGUCUUGUGGGAAAAAAGAAAAACAUUUAUUUCUGCUCGGACGCUAUUCGUGAUCUUGUUCAGAACAACGAGAAUGCUGUGAAGAUCAUCAACACGGGGGUGAAAACUUUUGUCCGUUGCGAUAACAAACACAUGAAAUGUCCAUUCCGUUUGGCUCAAGAAGGACUUUUAACCGUGAAUCCUUUCAUUGGUGACGUUCGACGUGUGAAUCUGCAGAAAGAGGAUUUAGUUAAAUUGUUGCAGUGCACGGAUCCUACUAAGCCGCCCGCCAUCACGGAAUUAGACGAGAAGACGCAGGCUCGAGUAGUCAAUUUAGAUCCUGGAAGUUGUGUACUUCGAUAUGCAGAUGAGAAGCUAACGCUCUCAUUAGUUGGCUGGCGUGGCACAUCGAGCUUGCGGGCUUAUACAGAUGUGAAUGAUACAAUUCACAUGCUUCGGCUGCUGGAUGCAGAUACAUCGAUGUUUGAGAAAAACAAGUUUAAGAAAGAUGAAGUGGCGACUCCUGAAGAAACGGAAAAUGCUACGGAUGAAGUAGUAGUUGAAGCAGUAGAAAGUGAGGAUAGAUAGCAAUAGAAUAUGAUGUUUUAUAAUAUAUUAUCCUAUUCGGAGGAAA
Hermetia illucens (black soldier fly) is the source of this 2278-nucleotide messenger RNA. RefSeq names its product tRNA (cytosine(34)-C(5))-methyltransferase (gene Nsun2). Gene Ontology annotation, biological process: tRNA methylation. The coding region runs from base 118 to 2232 and encodes 704 amino acids. The record is from RefSeq and is a predicted model, not a curated record. Gene Ontology annotation, cellular component: cytoplasm; nucleus. NCBI's taxonomy places the organism in Eukaryota, Metazoa, Arthropoda, Insecta, Diptera, Stratiomyidae. The transcript is spliced from 9 exons. Gene Ontology annotation, molecular function: tRNA (cytidine-N5)-methyltransferase activity; tRNA binding.